AUGCAGGCCUUGACAUCUCAAGCACUCGUCAAGUGGUUAGAUCUCAGUGGAGCGGGAAGAAUCGAAACUACUACCCUGCGCUUAAAUAUCGCCCUACUGGAGAGUUUUCCGGAUGACUCAAGAUACUGGCAUCGCCAGUUGGAGAUUAAGAUGCUUCCAUUGCCCUCCAAUAACAUUCUUCAAACUCCAAUCAACAAAUGUGCCAGUAAAUUGGCAAGCAAUUGCAUGACUUUCGGGCAUCGAGGCCCCAUGAUUGUCAUUCACAGAAACAAAGGAACCAGAUCCAUAGGAGAUGUUCAGCCCUCAGACCUUCGCAUUGUUGCAGACUGGUUGUGCCGCCACGUACCACCAGGAAUGAAAGAUUAUCAAAUCAAAUACAGCUUCCAAGGUUUCACCAACGAAAUCAAGAUCCUUGAAGAGUUACAUUACGCAGAGAAGUCUGCCGCGCCAAAAGUAUCGGCUGUGCGCAUGCAUUGUGAGGGUGGAACGAAAAUCUUGAAAUUUCCCAAAUAUGAGAGCAUCGAAACUUCCACUGCAGAUUAUGCAUUUCUCCAUGAAGAAACAGAAUGCACCAAAGCCCUGGGAAUUGGAUUGGUACUUCGUCCAUUCAAUGAGCCGUACGAUUAUCAGAACUUCGAGGGCCAGCAUGAAUUAGCUUUGAGAACGAAUACUUUAGUUCCUCACCGCAAUGAAGAAGUAUUAUUUCUGCUUUUGACAAUUGACCCGGAAGAUAAGAGCUGGGGUGGUUUAUCUCCAAGAGACAUGAUGGGAUUUCCCCUCCAAGAAAUAGGAAGCUUUCAGGUCGUAAGAAAAGACAAAAAGUCAAUCACUGUCCAUCAAGUUGAAGUAGUCGCCAAUUACUUUCGUCGUGUCGUCUACGUUGAAAUGGGAAAUUUGAUUCAUGAAUACAAAGACGGAAUAUCACCAACUGUCGAAAAAGAGAAAGUCACGAAGGACCUCCUGAAUAGGGAUGCUUUGGAUAGAUAUUUUGAGGAAUUCAAGAAAGCUAAGAUUGAAGCAGGAGAUCAAUCAUGGACUGGUGCUAUCAGUCCUUUUGAUGUUUAG
Botrytis porri is the source of this 1065-nucleotide messenger RNA. RefSeq lists its product as uncharacterized. The coding region runs from base 1 to 1065 and encodes 354 amino acids. NCBI's taxonomy places the organism in Eukaryota, Fungi, Ascomycota, Leotiomycetes, Helotiales, Sclerotiniaceae. The record is from RefSeq and is a predicted model, not a curated record. The transcript has a single exon.